This is a messenger RNA of Scutellospora calospora, 489 nucleotides long. The record is from the annotation of a GenBank genome assembly. NCBI's taxonomy places the organism in Eukaryota, Fungi, Glomeromycota, Glomeromycetes, Diversisporales, Gigasporaceae.
AUGGAUGGCCAACUUGACCUUAACACUAUCUUAGCUGCACUAAACCAGAUCCAAAUGGAUAACCAAACACUUUAUCAGGAAAAUGUAGAAUUAAAAAACAUUAUUGAUCAACUUCGUGGUCAAGGAGGGGAAAAUAUACAUUACAAAGAACCAAAGGUUAGCCUUCCGGAUAAAUUUGAUGGGUCACGAGCCCAAUUGGGUCUACUCAGAAGUUUACUUACUGGGCUAGCUCUUGUCUGGUUUGCACCAUUAUUGGAAAACAGAUCACUAUUACUAGAAACUUUCACAGAGUUGGUUAGUGAGUUUGAAGCUACAUUCGGUGAUGCAGACAAAUCCAGAACAGCAUCGAAUAAAAUUCGAAAACUUACCCAAAGGUCCAGACCAGCUUCGAGCUAUGCUUCCAAAUUUCGGCAAAUUGCUGGUGACUUGAAUUGGGGCAAAGCAGCUCUGAUUGACCAAUUUAGAAAUGGACUCCGAAAUGAUGUGUGA